AUAUAUAAGUCCUCCAGUUACCAACCCAAGCCACGACAACAUUCUACUGUCAUCUCUUACCACAACUUAGUCAACAAGCAGUGGCUUUAUACACAGGGCAUUGAAUCAAGUCAUUUCAGUUUUAUUAGAAUGGAGUACCAAAAAGCAUCAGAGAUUAACGGCGUCUGCAAUGGAAAAAUUGUUACAGAAUAUCUCAACGGGUUCAGUGAAACAUCCAUAGAGGCAAAAAAAGCUGAAUUGAUGGGCAAGGAGGAGAAGUCCCACAAGGAGUCAGAGGAUGUGUGCAAGAUAUCUGCCAUUGAAGGAGCCUACGGCAUCGUGCUUCGAGAACUGGGAGAAGACGUGGAACGUGAGGGUCUACUGCGCACACCAUUACGCGCGGCCAAAGCAAUGCAGUUCCUCACCAAAGGUUAUCACGAGACAGUAAAUGGUGAGAGCAUUGACUGUCCUGCAUAAAUAGUUGUAAAUGUGUUUAAUUUAUUCUAAAAGAUAUGAUAGAUAAUGAGGGAGAUUGUUCUCCUUGUCGUUAGAACAUCACAAUCUUAAAAUGUCCUGUUCUUUACAGUUGUAUUAUGCAUUUAAUGUGUGGUCUUAUAUAUUUACACUAGCCUAUUUCAAACUAAUUUAGCCUUGCUCAUUCCUCAGGCUGUACUGACAACACAGCUACAGUGAAAGUUGAUAUGUGUGUACAAUUCAUUUAGCUUUGGAGAUAUCAGACCUCCACUGUUAUUUUAAACAUUACUGGAAACAACCAUAGACACAUACAUCAUUGGAAGCAAAAAAGUGUAAUUCAGAUUUUGACUAGCUAUUCAUUUUGAGUUUUCAUUGUAUUCUAUAGGGUCCAUCAUCAGGUCACAUUCUAUUUGCUGCAAUGAGCGUGGUCCAUUACUUUAGAUUUUCCUUAUGACACUCUGCUAAUUGAGAUCGCAAGUAGCGAAAACUCAUUAUGGAUACAAAGCUGCAAUCUGGAGUUGGGUAAAACAAUUGUUCCACUUGUCUCUCUUACCUCUUCUUCCUCAGACAUCCUGAACAAUGCCAUUUUUGACGAGAACCACAACGAGAUGGUGAUCGUGAAGGACAUUGAAAUGUUCUCUCUCUGUGAGCACCAUCUCGUGCCCUUCUUUGGCAAGGUGAAAACCAAUGAAGUAUAAUGAAGCCACGAAGCCGUACAUGUGUAUUAUUUGGACUUACAUAGCAGCAGUUUGGAUAAUUUGAUACAUAUAACACUCAGAACAUCCCUUGUUGAAUUAUUUUGUUGAAAUUCUGCUAAUGUCAAUGAUAAAUGGUUAAAAAAAUCAAUAAUUCAGAAAUUAUUGAUUAUUGAAUUUGCUACUGUAUGCUUUGUUUCACCACAACAGGUUCACAUUGGAUAUCUUCCAAACAAUAAAGUGGUUGGUCUGAGCAAGCUGGCAAGGUCAGUGAUCAUAUUCAUUUGCUAUGAUAUUCACAAAGAUAUGCACACAUGCACGCACACACACACAGACAUGCGCACGCACGCAUGCACACAGACACAGACACAUGCGCAGACAUGCACAUUCUGAGUUACUUGGUACUGUACUAACUUCCCCUUUUAUUGCUUCAUUUAUUUCAGGAUUGUUGAAAUCUUCAGCAGGAGGCUUCAAGGCAAGUAUCCUUUGGUCUUUUGGCAGAUCAUUCGGUAUUACUAUCUCUGAGCAGCUUGCUGAGAGAGUCUGUGGGUUUGAAUGUAUCAAGAGUAUUAACCUCUGUUCCUUGUUUGUUGUUCCCUCUACAGUGCAGGAACGCCUGACCAAGCAGAUCGCUACAGCAAUCUCAGAGGCCUUAGAGCCUGCAGGCGUAGCAGUCGUCAUUGAGGCAGCGUGAGUGUCUUUUUACUAUGUAUUAUGUGUCUUGUACAUGUGUAUUACAUGUGAACUACAUUGUAUUGCUCCAUAUAUGUAUAUGCAGAACUAAUGCAAACCUAUGCUACACCAACUGUGUCAAGUAUUAUGUCAUGGCUGACAGGAUGUUGUUAAGCCCACCUAUGUUAGAUCAAUUCAUUCAAUUAAUCAAAGAGUUGUUUUUAAGAGUGCACCAGUUUAUUUAUCUGUUUUUAUUAUAACAACUGAGUUUGGACCAUUGUAUUGUGUGUUUCAGUCAUAUGUGCAUGGUGAUGAGGGGUGUGCAGAAGAUGAACAGCAAGACCGUGACAAGCGCCAUGCUGGGACUCUUCCAAGAGGAUCCCAAGACCCGGGAAGAGUUCCUGGCUCUGAUAAAAAACAACUGACCCACUUGGGCCAUUGUUACCUCACCCUGUCUUUCCAAGCAAAAACAGCAAUCUCUCCAGCUAUUGCCAAACAAUGCAUUUCAUUCUUUCAUUGAUCUUAGCUAAGUAUGUUCUGUGUCAGGUAGGGGCAGUUAUCUUAGUUCAUUCCAAUACGGGUGCAAGGGGGGGGGGCAACU
Coregonus sp. 'balchen' is the source of this 2421-nucleotide messenger RNA. The record is from the annotation of a GenBank genome assembly. Lineage: Eukaryota; Metazoa; Chordata; Actinopteri; Salmoniformes; Salmonidae.